Molecule: messenger RNA, 828 nt
Organism: Solanum lycopersicum (tomato)
Lineage: Eukaryota; Viridiplantae; Streptophyta; Magnoliopsida; Solanales; Solanaceae
Product: protein BUNDLE SHEATH DEFECTIVE 2, chloroplastic
Source: RefSeq, a predicted model, not a curated record
AAGGAAAAAAAAAAGAGAGUGAACAUAAAGGAAGCUCUGAGCUCCACAUAUUAACUUCCAAUGGCAACAAUACUCUCUCGCUCAUCACUCUAUCCCUUCCAUUCUCUCUCUUCUUCAACAACAAUUUGUUCAUCCUUAUGCCCUUUUACUUGCUGUCCUUCUUUUCCAACAAAGCUUGAAUUCCCAGUCUUGUCAACAUCAUGUUUUUCCCAAUUUCACCAAUUUUUCCCUUUCCCCACAAAUCAUCAUCAUCCCAUUUUGCUCUUUGUUGGUUUUGAUUCUCCCCCUUUGGAUACUCAAACUUUUCUUGCCACUAUCAGUGUUUUAACUGCCAUUGCUCUCUCCCUCUUUCUUGGCCUCAAGGGAGAUCCAGUUCCUUGUGAUAGGUGUGCUGGGAAUGGUGGGACAAAGUGCGUGUUUUGCAACGAUGGUAAGAUGAAGAAAGAAACAGGAUUAGUAGACUGCAAAGUUUGCAAGGGUGCAGGAUUAAUACUCUGCAAGAAAUGUGCUGGUUCUGGAUACUCAAAAAGGCUAUAACAUAUACUACUUGUACUCUUUUUUCCUCUAGCUAUUGACUUGUGUUCUGAGGCUAAAUCACACAUACAAGCUCACAUAUGAGGCUAUCUCAUUUUGGUUAAAUUAUAUAUUUUUCUUGAAAAAAGAAGGGUUACUAGUACUUUUAAUCCCUCGAUUAUUGGUAGAUUAUAUCUGUCUAAGCACAUUUAACCUUUAGUCAAUUGAAUGUUAUAGCUCAUUACAAUAUGAUGUAUUUUGUCAAAUAGCAUUUGUCUUCACACAAACUUUACAAGUAAUUGUUUUGCCAAUUGA